Messenger RNA from Heterostelium album PN500, 2244 nucleotides. Its product is annotated as pyridoxal phosphate-dependent decarboxylase family protein. Gene Ontology annotation, biological process: carboxylic acid metabolic process. Gene Ontology annotation, molecular function: pyridoxal phosphate binding; carbon-carbon lyase activity. The record is from RefSeq and is a predicted model, not a curated record. The coding region runs from base 1 to 2244 and encodes 747 amino acids. NCBI's taxonomy places the organism in Eukaryota, Evosea, Eumycetozoa, Acytosteliales, Acytosteliaceae. The transcript is spliced from 4 exons.
AUGAAUCCCCUUCAAAUUCCCAAAAAUUUAAUUCCACAAUUCCAACAGUUUGGUAAGGAGCUUCCACCUCUCCAAGGAGAAACCGUCGAAUUUGCUCCACAGGCAUGGUUCCUUGGUCCAAAGGCUGAAAAUUCUGAUUUGUUCAUGAAAUUGGUUACAAUGGCUUUUGAGUCACACAUUAGCUCAAGAAAGAACUUCCACACAGAAGAUUCCCCAGUUUUCACUGCUGAAUUCAAGAAGACUCCAGAGUACAUCAAUGCCACCAACGAUAUGAUCGCAAAGGCUACCACUUUGUUCAACUUCUUGAAAAAGUCACUCCCAUACUCUUCAUUCCGUUAUGUUGGUCACAUGACCAGUGACGUCACCAUUGCCUCUGUGAUUGGUUACAUUUCCACUAUUCUCUACAACUCCAACAACGUCACUGUCCAAGCUUCACCAGUAACCACAUUCAUUGAAAUGUGUGUCGGUAACGAUUUGUGUCGUAUGGUUGGUUACCCAUUCCCAGCUCCAAUCGAUCCAAAGCUCAGUGAGAAGGAGAAGGCAAAGAUAAUGGCCAACACCAUCACUCCAUGGGGACACAUUACAUGUGGUGGUACUGUUGCCAAUGAUGAAGCUUUCUGGUCACUCUACUGGGGUAAGUUCAUCCCAUUGGCUCUCCAAGAAGCAUUCUUGCACGAAGCCGUCCUCGCUCCAGCUGCCAAUAUCCAAGUUGAGCUUGCCAACGGAACCUCAAAGAAGUUGUCUCUCUGUACUCCAUGGGAAGCAACCAACUUGUCAGUUGAUACCCAAGUCAGUCUUCCAUACAAUGUCGGAGUUCUCUGUGACAUCGACCCAACCCAAGUUACCUACUUGCUCAAGAAGUACCACAUCUCCAACAUCGGUUCAUACACUUUCCUCAAGAAAUACGGUUUGAACUGCCCAGUCUUCAUGACCCCAGGAACUUCCCAUUAUUCAAUUCCAAAGGCUGCCGCAAUCCUCGGUCUUGGUAGUGAUGCUGUAAAGAUCAUUCCUGUCGACAAACACGCUCGUUGUGAUUUAACCGUCAUGAGAGCUCACCUCCAAGCAUGUGUUGACCACCAAAUCCCAGUUGUAGCAUGUGUCUCUGUUAUGGGUACUACUGAAGAAACAGCUGUUGAUUACCUUGACCAACUCAUUGCUCUCCGUGAUGAAAUGAGAAUUAAAGGAUUGAACUUUGGUAUUCAUGUUGAUGCCGCCUGGGGUGGUUAUUUCUUGUCAUGUAUUCGUCCAGACUACAAAUUGGAACAACCAACCAACGAUAUCCUUACACCAUCUUUGAUGUCUUACCCACCAACUGCCUACAAUGAUAUGGACAGCUCUGAUCCAGCUGCCUACUGUAGUGACCACUUUGCCAAACAAUUGGCUGCCUGUGCUCACUGUGAUACCAUCACCAUUGACCCACACAAGGCCGGUUACAUCCCAUAUCCAGCUGGUUCUGUAUGUUACAGAAAUUCCAAGUUGCGUGAUAUCUUGGUCUACACCGCCACCUACAUUGGAGGUACCACUGUACCAACUGUCGGAAUCUAUGGUAUUGAAGGUUCAAAGCCAGGUGCUGCUGCCUCUGCUGUCUACCUCAGUCACGCCAUUCUCCGUACCUCCAAGUCUGGUUACGGUAAGAUCCUCAAGCGUUGUUUGCUCAACACCAAGUUGUUCUACUUGCGUCUCCUCUGGUUGGCUCAACCAUCGGACCACUUCGUCGUAACUGGUAUCCCAGUUCCACCAUCCGAUGCAGUAUUGGCUGACCUCAAGAAGAAGUUGAUCAUCAACGGUAAAUGGCUCACCUCUGACCAAAUUGCCAACGAUACCGAGUUGGUACGUCAAUUGGCUCAAAUUGGUCCAGACCAAAACAUCGUCUGUUAUGCCUUCAACAUUAAAUUGCCAAACGGACAAAUCAACACUGACUACAAAUUGUUCUGUGACUUUGGUGAAAAGGUUUAUGAACGUUUCGACUAUAUCCCAGAGAAGGGUAUGAAGGAGUUCGAUUUGGUUGUAUCCAACACUGAAUUUGGAUCUGCUUAUGGAACCAGAUUCUUGGCCACCAUUGUUAAGAGACUUGGAUUGAAGAAUGUACCAGUUAGCCCAUCGAUUCCAGUAUUGAGAUCAACAAUUAUGGACGUAUUUGCCAACGAAACCUCUACUGGUUCAUCAUUCGAUGUCAUCUUCCCAAUCUUCACCAAAGAAGUCAACAAGAUUGCUUUGGCAAUGACUCCAAAGCAAGCUGCUUAA